Molecule: messenger RNA, 1878 nt
Organism: Pleuronectes platessa (European plaice)
Lineage: Eukaryota; Metazoa; Chordata; Actinopteri; Pleuronectiformes; Pleuronectidae
Gene: capns1a
Product: calpain, small subunit 1 a
Exons: 11
Coding region: 144-794 (216 amino acids)
Molecular function (GO): calcium ion binding
Source: RefSeq, a predicted model, not a curated record
CUCACUUCCUGUUCGUAGCGUCCGUCUCGGGGUGUGUCGCUGUUGACGGAGCCUCCUGUUCUCUCGCUGUAGUUUAGUGGAACUUGCUCAGCCCGAAUCCUCCCACUACUUCCCUGGCUGCCGUCGCCUCACGUUGGUAGAAGAUGUUUUUUGUCAAAACACUCUUCAAAGGCGUCGUCGAUGUUGUGAGCAACAUCGACCCAGCCCAGUUUGUGCCUUCUGACCCUCCUCCUCCACGUAGACCACUUGCAUAUGCAGAGCAGCAUGAGAAUGAUGAGGAGAAACAGUUCCGCAGAGUCUUCCAGCAGCUCGCUGGAGACGACAUGGAAGUGAGCCCAAAUGAGCUCAAGGACAUCCUGAAUAAAAUCAUUGGAAAGCAUGGAGAUCUGAAGACAGAUGGUUUCAGCAUUGAGUCUUGCAGGAGCAUGGUGGCAGUCAUGGAUAGUGACAGCACAGGGAAACUCGGCUUUCAUGAGUUCAAACACCUCUGGAACAACAUAAAGAAAUGGCAGGGAGUGUAUAAGUCUCACGACAGAGAUGGAUCUGGCAUCAUCAGUGAAGAUGAGCUGCCCAAUGCUUUCCGAGCUGCAGGUUUCCCCCUCAAUGACCAGCUGUUCAAGAUGAUAAUUCGCAGAUACAGCGAUGAAAAUGGGAACAUGGAUUUUGAUAACUAUAUUGGCUGCCUUGUGAGGCUGGAUGCCAUGUGCCGUUCCUUCAAAACCCUGGAUAAAGAUAACAAUGGGACUAUCAAAGUCAAUGUCCAGGAGUGGCUUCAGUUGACCAUGUACUCUUGAGUCCAGACGACGUCUCUCCUGCUUGUUAUACGGAACCACUUUAUUUGUCUACACAGUACAAUACUUUAUCAACUUUCCUUACAACUUCCUGUGAUAAUCAGCAAAUCCCUUGUGCAUGCUUGUUUGGAAUAUUAAUGCAAUAAGUGUUGGGGGACACUGUUCUGUAGCACUUGCCAGAAAAAGGUACAAACCUACACCUAUAAAAUGACCCCUAGCUGAAUACUCAGGACGAGUUUGAAGCCUAUAUAAUUCAAUUAAAAUAUGGUAGCAUGUUGAAUUGGUUUUUGUUCAGCCUUUUGAUUUGCUUCUUUCCACAAGUCAAAAUCAGAAAGGCCAACAUCAAGAUGCCUUAUAACGAGCAAAAUUUGAAAAUCUAAUGUGAAAGCAGGAAUCUCUCAUUCUAAUGUAGCUGGGGCUGGUUUUACACUGUUGGGUUAAGGAACAUUCACAUCCUCCGUCAACGCUGUGUCUGUUGCUGAAAUACAGGAAAAGCUACGACACUCAUCACUGUAAAAAAUCUCACACUCGAGGUUACCUCCGAUGGAAGAUCCGGUAUGUAGCUGCAAGCUUGGUCGGCCAUGUUUUGUAGAUUAAGUAGCUAUCACCAGAGGUGUUUACAGGUAUUGUGCAUGAGGUAGUGUUCUGUAGAAGCUGAAGUUGGGUGACACUAUUGUGAGAAUUACGUGAGGUCACCAAAUCCCAUGUACUGACAGUUGUUUCAUGUAUAGUUUUACAUGGCUGUGUUGAUUUUGACCAGUCUCUGUGAAAGUCCCUGUGGUCCAUCCACUCUGACUAGAAUAGUUAAGCGACAGCCAUGUCAAAUUACAUAUAUAUAUAAAUUGUCUGUCUUACUUUGAGUUAAACUCUGUUACUAUUAAGUCUCUGUGAUACCGGGCCCAAUAGUACUGAAUGAGAGAUAGUUCACUAAAACCUUCGAGUCCGCUAAUAUAAUUUAAGUGAAGAAGGGGAUGGGUUAUGGUUUGUUUGCACCACAGCCUGUCACACAGAUCUUUGUUGGAUUAUUUGUACACAUGUUUAUUGUGCAACAGUUACAUCGGUAUAAUAAAUGCAUAGUGGACAGUGA